CUUCCAAAGUCAGCGUAGUCACCCCAAGUCAAAAAAAAAAAAGCCUCAGAGACAAAGGAAAGGGGCCGAAACCUUGAGAACCAUAAAAUGACGAAUGAGAAAACUCCUCCCCGCUGAAGAAAUUCAGGUGUAUAAAAGGCACACGAUAGAACAGUGAAGACCUAAAACAUCACUGCCAACCCUGAGUCUUGUGGAUUUUUUAGCUCGGAAGAAAAAAUGAGCACCAAGCCUGAUGUGACUCGAAAGUGUUUGCAGCCUGCGUACCUUGUGGGUCUGUUCAUCACUGGCAUCCUCUCUCUGGACUGUAACGUGCUGAAUAUUCACCUGAGUAGAGUCACCUGGCAAAAUAUGAGACUUCUAAGCGGUAUGAGCAAUUCAUUUCCUAUAGAGUGUUUAAGAGAAAACAAAGCUUUUGAGUUGCCCCAUGAGAUCCUAUCACACAUCCAGCCUGUGAAAAGGGACAUCAAGAAGGCCUUCUAUGAAAUAUCCAUACAGGCCUUCAACAUCUUCAGUCAAUACACCUUCAAAUCCACUUGGGAAGAGAAACACCUAAAACAAAUCCAAAUUGGACUUGACAAGCAAUUGCAGUACCUGGAACAAUGCUUGGAGGAAGAGGAGAAGGAAGAUGAAGACAUGAAAGAGACAGAAGAGGAUGGGACGAAACACUCAGGAACUACGGUCCCCCGGCUGAGCCACCUAGAACUGAGGAGAUAUUUCAACAGGAUAUACAAUUUCCUGAAAGAGAAGAAAUACAGUCACUGUGCCUGGGAGAUUGUCCGAGUAGAAAUCAGAAGAUGUUUCUACCUCUUUCUGAAAUCCAUAGUACUACUCAGGAGGAAAUAA
Messenger RNA from Ceratotherium simum simum (southern white rhinoceros), 843 nucleotides. It is a transcript of the gene IFNK, whose product is annotated as interferon kappa. Gene Ontology annotation, biological process: defense response. The record is from RefSeq and is a predicted model, not a curated record. NCBI's taxonomy places the organism in Eukaryota, Metazoa, Chordata, Mammalia, Perissodactyla, Rhinocerotidae. Gene Ontology annotation, cellular component: extracellular region. Gene Ontology annotation, molecular function: cytokine receptor binding.